CUGACUUGACGCCAGUGGUAGCGGUGGUGGGAUUCAGUGUAGCAGCAGGGGAAAUCUGGGAUAUCUGGGAAAGGGGAGUCGGUGAACACCCGGACUAAACCGGCAGAAAACCCGACGGAACCUUUCCCGUUACACCGCGGGGUUUCCCGGCGGACACCUCUCCUCUCUUUCCCCGCUGCUGGCUGCGUUUUUUCUCUCAGAUAUCUCCCAGGAUCCGCGCAGGUGACUGAAUUCAUCCACUCUGAGCUGUGUUGGAGCUGGACUGAACUGUGUUUAGCAGACCAAAGUGCAAAGGAACCACAUAUCCUGUUCUGGAGAUGAGUGUUGUGAAAAAUGGACCAGUUGUCAGAUGAGGAGGUGGAGGUCAGGGAGGAAGAGGAGGAGGAGGAGGAGGACAGCGAUAAGGAGGACCAGGAUCUGGAUAAGAUGUUUGGAGCCUGGCUGGGAGAGCUGGACAAACUCACACAGAGUCUAGAUGACGGUCGCCCAGAGCAAUCUCCGCAGCAGAAAGCUCCCCUCAGACAGGAGACCAACAUGGCCAACUUCUCCUACAGAUUCUCCAUCUACAACAUCAAUGAGGCACUGAAUCAGGGGGAGAAUGUGGAUCUGGACGCUCUGAUGGCUGAUCUCUGCUCCAUCGAACAGGAACUCAGCACAAUCAACACAAAACCUAACAGUGCUGGUGGCAUGGCUCGCCUGGGGCUGACUGACACCAAGGUUCGUCAAAAGCCUCCAGCAGGGCGCAGUGGCAGGCAACAGCCAGCAGGCAGCGGUGGUGGUGGUGGUGGUAGUAGCAGCAGCAACAGUGUUAGCGGUGGGGGGGGCAGCAGCGGGGCAAGCAGUAGCAGCAGCAGCACCAGGGCGUCGCCGGCUGGCACUAUCAGAGCUCCCACCGGGCAUCAUGGGAGACCGGCACUGGCCUCUAACUUCAGUCUGGAUGACAUCACCUCCCAGCUGGAGAAGGCGUCUCUCAGUAUGGACGAAGCUGCACGUCAAACGUCCUCCCACUCUCUCAGCUCCGCCUCCACCUAUACAUCAGCCACGAUGCGGCGGCCCGGAUCCUCUCAGCGUCAGCAUCGACGUACAGGAUCAGUUGGCACAGUCAGCGAACAUGAGGUGCACUCAAUUGUCCACUCCUCACGCUCCUCCGUCACCUCUGCAUCGGGGGUCUCUGUUAACUCUGCUUCAUCCAUGGAUUCACUGGACAGUGUUCUCCGCUCCAGUGAAUUGGAUGGUCAGCAGUCCUCAGUUCAAGCUGAAGGAGGAAGCCAAGGUCAUCACAGCACAGAGCACUCCUAUCUGGACAGGGAAACCUCUCUGAUUCUGAGAAACAUAGCAGGAAAACCUACCCACCUGCUGACCAAGGAGGAGCAGGCUGCCAAGCUGAAGGCAGAGAAUAUCCGAGUUGCCCUGGAGAAGAUAAAGGAGGCCCAGGUGAAGAAGUUGGUGAUUCGUGUUCAUUUGUCAGACGAGAGCUCAAAGACCAUGAUGGUGGACGAGAGGCAGACAGUCAGACAGGUUCUGGACAGUCUGCUGGAAAAAUCCCACUGUGGCUACAGUCCAGACUGGUCGCUGGUGGAAACCAUCAAUGAGCUGCAGAUGGAGCGGAUCUUUGAGGAUCAUGAGAACCUGGUGGAGAACCUGCUGAACUGGACCAGAGACAGCCAAAACCGCCUGAUGUUCACAGAACGCAUCGAGAAGUAUGCUUUGUUCAAAAACCCCCAGAACUAUUUGUUGGGGCGGAAGGAGACAUGUGAGAUGGCAGAGAGAAACAAAGAAGCUCUGUUAGAGGAGUGUUUUGGUGGCAGCUCAGUGUCUGUCCCUGAGAUGGAGGGAGUGUUGUGGUUGAAAGAGGAUGGGAAAAAGUCAUGGAAGAAACGCUACUUCUUGCUAAGGGCCUCUGGCAUCUACUACGUCCCAAAGGGCAAGGCUAAGGCAUCCAGAGACCUGGUGUGUUUUCUCCAGUUGGAUCAUGUUAAUGUCUAUCAUGGCCAGGACUACAAGAGCAAGUAUAAGGCUCCUACAGACUACUGUAUGGUGCUGAAGCACCCUCAAAUCCAGAAGAAGUCGCAGUACAUCAAGUACCUCUGCUGUGAUGAUGUCAGAACCCUCCAGCAAUGGAUCAACAGCAUUCGCAUCGCCAAGUAUGGGAAGCAGUUGUACAUCAAUUUCCAGGAGGCAAUGAGAAGGACAGAGGCAGCCUACGAUUGGUCUUCCCUUUCAUCUUCAUCUAUCAAAUCAGGAUCCAGCUCCUCAAGCCUUCCAGAGUCCCAGUCCAACCACUCCAGCCAAUCAGACAGUGGCGUUUCAGAGAUGACAUCAGCGGGCCACACCCGCUCCCAGAGUGUCGUCAGCUCCAUCUUCUCUGAUGCCUGGAGGAGAGGAACGCAAGGAGAGAUGAUGAAGAUCGACCCUAUCAGUAGGCCUAUCCCUGUCCAGAUACCUACCCUCUCCCCUCAGCCCCUCCCUCUCUCUCAGCCUCAGACCCCGCCCUCCCGGACAAGCUACACUGAUGGCCUUGUCCCAUCUGAGGAUUCCUCCCCAUCACCGCCCUCGCCUCCUCCACCACCACCUCCUCCCCCUGUUGCAAGUGUGGCCCAUCAGCCAACACCUACCUCCUCAUAUGUCAAGUACAGCACACUGGCACGCCUGCAGAGCCAGAACCAGUCCAGGACACAGCUGCCAGGAGCCACACCACCUGCCCUUCCCAUCCAGUCCACCAAACCAAACUACAAUACCCUCCCAGCUGCCUACAGCACCUCUCCUCCUUUACCACCAUCUCCUCCCCCUCCUCCUCCACCCACAGCACCAGCUCCAGGCUCAGCCAUGGCUGCAUUGAAAUUUGGUCCACCAAGCCCUUCUGCUCUCCCUCCACCACCACCACUGGAGGACGAGAUGGAGGAGCCCUCCUACCUCCCACCACCUCCACCGGAGAGCCUGGAGGCCAAUGGGUUGCCACCUCCUCCCCCUCCAGAGUCCAUCCCCAACUCCUGCCCUCAACUCUCCAACACUGGCCUCCAGCAGUUCCUGGCACAGAAGUUUCCCAACAUGGUGUACGACUUCAGCCCAGCACUGGACGAUGAUAAUUCUCCUCCUCCCCCACUUCCAGCUGAGCUUUCUCCUCCUGCCUCCCUGCAAGCUCUCCGGCCUCUGUCCCCAAGUGCACCUCCCCCUGCACCACCCAAAACCUUUACUGGUGUUUUUCCCCCUCAAACUGCUCCCAAACCUUCGGGUCCAUCUUCCCUUCCAAUUGCCCUCUCACCUGUGUCACCAACACCACCCCACAGCAGCCAUGGGCCAGUUAGAAAGCAGCAAAGUUUCUCAACAGGACAUUCCCCAAAUCAGCCGCCUCCCACUCUGCCAAAGCAGCACAGCCUCUCCUCCAAAAACCUUGCCCUCUCUCCUUCCUCCUCUUCUUCUGUCUCCAUUGUGGCCGCUACCUCCUCUUUGGUCAAACAGAUUGUCAAUCAGUUCCCAGGAAACGCUGCCCCCUCCUCUCUGCCUGCCUCCAACUCCAUGGAAGGAUCUAAGUUCACUGCACCACAGUCUCCUCCGGCAGUCAAGGCCAAACCAAAGUGGCAGCCAGGAGGCAUUGUGGCUCCACAGUCCCCAGAGUUCCCCCCGCCUCCUCCUGACAGCUCCCUAGGAGAUUUUCCUCCUCCUCCAUCAUCCUCCUCCAAGACAGGCUCCCCUAUAAAGAAGUCGCCUUCCACCUCGUCCACAGGAUCCACUAAGCGAGGGCCUCCACCGACCCCACAGAGAGCUUCCUCCAUCCGAUCUAGUUCAGGUGAGACCCAAGAUGAGAGGCCAAAGAAAGUGGAGAGCCUAGUCAACAAAUUUGGUCAAGCUCCUCAGACGGGUACCUCAUCCAGCUCCUCCUCAGCAACUGGGUCUCCCUCAAAAGAUUCCUCUACACUUCCUACUCCACUCCCUAAGCCAGGGAAGCUGAACUUAGCAAACCUCCCAUUGGCACUCCAGGGGCUGCAAACAGGCCAGCACCAUCAGCCCUCUGACUUCCCAUCCCCUCCUCCCCCACCUCCCCCCUCCCAGCCUCCUCACCUCGAUUCAUCCCCUGACUACUUCCCACCUCCGCCCAGUGACUCUGAACUAUUCCCUCCUCCUCCUCACCCGUCAGAGUUCCAUCACCCCCCUAAGGUCGCUGUGGUGAACCCCCAGCCUCAGAUGCAGCCACAUCAACAGCCGGCAACCUCCUCCUUGACGUCGUCGUCAUGGAAACACAGCUCGCUGAAAAAGGGGGCAGUCCCCCCUCCAACACUGAAUCGGCGAACCAGUAACUCCACCCAGUAUGACAAUACAACUUCAAUGCCCCUCUCUCCGCCUCCACUGUCUCAAACACCACCUCCUUCCUUGUCCUCUUACUCUUCCUCCUCCUCUCCUGCCCCCCCCACCUCCCCAAAAUCAGCAGGGCCGGGCUCCCUGGCACUAAAGCCUCACUUCCUUGAAGACCUUAACCGAACCCUUAAGAGGAAGUCAGUGUCUCGCCAUGGCUCACUCACCUCUUCCCACCUCAUCCCCUCCUCUAAGAUGGAGCCUGUGGGCACCAUGGACGACAUGGCGCUCCUUCCGCCACCCCCUCCGGAGCUCCUGCAGCAGCAGCAGCAGCAGCAGGGGAUCCGAGGACACUCCCACACUUUGUCUCGCCACCACACACACUCUCACUCCACCAAACAUGCCAACAUCUCAGGCUAUGCAACACUGCGGCGAGGCCCACCUCCCGCUCCUCCAAAAAGGGACCAAAGCACCAAACUGACCAGUGAGUGGUAGGAAAUAAGGACAGUGGGUGGAGCCUAAAAAAUUGAACUAUUUAGGUCUCAUCGUUCCUGCAGAGAAGAAAUAAUCAAUGUCUGUCUUGACUUGUCCGUCUCUCCUCAUCCUAAACCAUCCACCCUUGGAUCUCCGAGCAAGUACCAAGCCGUGUUUCCUACUCUUAAUAUCAGAUUAUGAUUGUUCCUAUUAUCCUCAUUAUUACUAUCAUUACCAAUAGAUGUUUAAUCCAAUGACAUGAGUAAAAAUAUAUAUAUGUAUAUAUAUCUGUAUACAAGCAAGCCAGAAAAAUCCCCUAUCAAGCUUUUUUCACAAUGUCUGUGCAGCUUUGCAUUGAAAUAUACAAAAGACAAGACUUGAACGACAAUGGCAACAGAGACACUUUGCUGCAAAAUAACUGGUACUGCAUGGAGCCGUGGCAAUGGAAGUAAAGUUACCGAAGAAUGGAAGGAGGGAUUAAUGGAAGGAUGCGAAAGUGAGAUGGUGUGUAUAGAAAUGUUGGGGGGAGGUGGGGGGAGCAGGGCACUCUUAGAAGGAGCAUUGCCAUUUAUUUCAAACAUUUUUUGUGUGUGUUUUUAUAUAAGAUUAUUUAAUACUGGAAAGAUAUUGUUAUUAUAAUUAUUUUAAGUUUUUAUGAAGUGUCAGAAGAGAAUGAGUUUGACUGGACAUUGGUCUCUAUUCUCAAAAUAUGAUGAAAUAUUGAUGUGGUUGCCAAACUAGCAUACAGCUUGUUGCACAGAGUUUAUAUUUACAUAAUUUGAUCUAAGCAUAUUUCUUGCUGAUUGGUUGGUGACUCCUAAGAGAGAAGACUUGAUGCUUAAAUGCACACUGAUUUAACAGAUACUUUUUGUAAGUCAGCUAAAAGGAAACAGAACCUCCGCUAGUGUGAGCUCAGCCUCAGCACAUAAGUCAGCAAAUUCAAACAAAUUUCUACCAUUUCAUCACCGACUUGAUUAACAGACUGUUCCAUUAAUUUAUCAGUAAGUCAGUCAACUUUGCAAUUAAUGCUUGAUAGCUUGCAGACCAAGCAGCUAGUUGGCCAUAAUGAACUCUGUCUGAAAGAAGGUUAUCAUCAGUUUGCUAGUUAAUAAAUCAAUCACUUGUUUGUCAUCUUAAUGAGUGGUCAGUCACUUUGCUUGUUAGUUAUAAAAGGUGAGUCCACUUAACACCUUUAGUGACCAGAGUAGCCCUAGGGAACAAGUGCCUGAAACACAAAAACACUCAACCUGCACACAUUUGUGUGGUAACAUUAUAUCCAGCAACUUUACCGCCAAUGAUGCCACUCGUGAGGUUUUGAAAUUUUGAAGCCUGGCACUGAGGUUUACCAUUCACACACUGCCAUCUUGGUCAGGUACUGAUAAAAAAAAAAGACCUUAAUUUAGAGCAAACCUAGGAAGAGCUGAUGUUGGACAAUGAGCAGCAGUUAACAUGGGUGAGAGCAAUAGGCUUAGACAUCAUGUCAGUCAAAAGAAAAUACCCCUCUUCAUCACGACAGCUCAUAUCAGAACAGGUUGAGGUACAAUUUUUAACCAACACUGCCUCUCUAGCACCCCUCAGGCACUAUGGCAGACUACAGUGCCCAUGCCCAGAGGCCUCCUAUUAAAUUCUUUACAUUUGCAACUAGGGCUGCAACUAACAAUUAUUUUCAUCAUCAAUUAAUCUACAGAUUAUUCUAUCUAUCUAUCAAUCAUGCAUUUUGUCUAUAAAAUGUCUAUGAAAAAACUAUGAAACUAGGCACAAUUUCCCACAGCCCACCAUCACACCUUCAGGUGUCAUUUUGUUUGACCAGUAGUCCAAAAAUAAUUAAUUUACAUGUUUUAGAAUUACUGCAGCUAUUUUUUUCCAAGCAAAAAUUCACUGGUUAUAACAUUAUAGUAUCUCUAAUGUUUACUUUUUGUUUGUUUGUUGUUUUUUUGUUUUGUUUAGUUUUUUAUCAACCUUUGGAUUUUAGACUCUUGAUUGGACAAAAUAAUUUUUAUCAUUAUUUUUUAAAUAUGCCCAUUCAGAUUUUUUUUCACCAUUUUCUUACAUUACUGACAUUACACUAAAGUGCUUCAAGAUUCCCACACACAAAAAAUAAAUGAAUAAAUAAAUAUUUUUUAAAAAUAGUGCCAGGAGGCAGUUGCAAGCACUCCAAAAGCAGUGGCUCUUGCUUGAUGGAUACAACCUGAGUCACUUUGGGAAUGAGCUAGUUAGCUAGUACAUCAGUAAAUAAUUUCAGAUGCCUGAGUCUGUUUUUUGCAACAUGUUUGAAAAAUGUUGUCUUAGUCAAAAAAGUAGUCACAUUAAUCAGUUUAUCUCAGUUUAUAUAGCCAUUCAGAUCCCAGUCAGUUUAGUAGUCUUCUUCUCUAACCAAGUAUACUUCCACAAUCUUAUGCAGAAACAUGGUCUGAAAUAACUGUGUCUAGAUCAGCUGAUAAAGGCUCUAUCAUUUCCUUGUCAGUUUUUUUUACAUUUUAUGUGCAGCUGAACCUAGAUCUGUCACCUUUUUUUUCUUCCCUUGCAGUCACUAGCUUCAAAAUUGUCUGCAUAACACAUCACCACCACCACUGCAACAGCACAUAUGCCAAAAAUGUAAUAUUGCUGCCCUGUUUUUUGGGUUUUUUUUUUUAAAUGUGCAAUCAGUUCCGUUUUUGAAGUACUUAAUUUUAAUGUGUAAUUCUGAUAAAAUUAUUUCAAUUUGUUUUUACAUCAAACUUGUCUGUUUUAUGAUAUUGUUGGAAGGGAGAAUUCAUCCAAGAGAAGUACUUCCUAUGCUCACUGCCCUGCAGGAAAAUAAUCACAAGGCCUACAUCAUGGUGUAUUUCAGUGACACUCACGAACAACAUACAGUUUAAAACUGAUCAAUGUCAAUGAAAUGUCUUUUGCUCAAGGACACCCAGCGGAGCACAUGUCUGUUAUUGGUGUCAAACCUGCUGUUGCAUUUAAAAUAAAUGAGGAAAAUGAGUCAAACUGAAGUUCAGAUUCUAGAGUUUUUACACAAGUCAAAUUUAUUCUCAGGCCUUGAAAAUUGGGGGAUCUGAGUGAAGUUUGGAGGAUGGAUAUUCAGGUAUGUUUGAGUCAUUGUGAACUGUUUUUAAACUUUAUGUUAUGUCUGAUGUUUCAUGCAGUGGCACUACCUAGCCCCCUGACAGCAUACUUUACAUCAUGUUAAACCAAAAAUAUCACACUAGUCAACACUCUCAGUGAAUCUGAAAGUAUUACUACCUCAAAAUAUUUUUUUUUUUGAGGUAGCGUCUUAAACAAAUUGGAGUUGUCUAUGAUGUGUGUGGCUUUCAAGUAGUUUAAAGUGUGGGAAAAUUGUCACAACUGACAGCAAAGGUGGAAAAUGGGCUCCACCUACUUUUAAAACUCUACAUUACAACUUGUGAACUCUGAAGAGAGAGAAACUCCGAAAAAUAAAAAGGUCAGAAAACUCUGACCUUAUCAUUUUUCGGAAAAUUGGUUUCCAUCCCUCACAUAAAGAUUUGUGUGAGGCACCAGAUAAACAGGAGUAUCUCCUGUUGUCUUGCCCAGAUGCUUAUGAGAAAUAAAAUGUUCAAACCAAGACCAAUGUUUAACACAGCAGAGUGUUUUUACAAAUCAAGUACAGAGGCAGCAGCGCCCUCUGCUGAUGAAAGACAGGGACUGAAAAGCUUACGGCACCUGGUAUUCCCGGGUGGUCUCCCAUCCAAGUACUAACCUGGCCUGACCUUAGCUACCGAGAUCAGGCGGGCUUUUUUUUUUUUUUUUAAGUUAUCAAGAAUACAAGAGUAAUGAUCAAUUUACAGUAUUUACAAGCAAUCACAUGCAAAACCACACACAAAAAAGGAAGUUUGAUAACUUACACAUCAAAACCCAGAAAACAUAACUAUAUAGACAGGCCUCACAUCUUCCAAAACAAAAACAAACCCAUUUAAAGUCAAGAGCUAAAAUUAAACCCACCCUUAUCAUCAACACAAAUAAGCCCACACCCAUCAACAAAAAACUUUUCCUUACUUACAAAAACUAUCCUUACUCAAAUAUUUAAACAUUAAAUAAACAUCCCUCCUCAGCAACAACUCAAACAACACACACACAUCCACCCUCUUCAAAACAGGUUUCUUCUUGGCCAUAUUGCAUACCUGGCAUGACUAAAAACAAAACAGAUCAAAUAAUAUUUACAUCCUUCCUUUCUCCUCACAUACCAAAAAAUAACAUUUUUUUCCAGUCUCUUCCAGUAAAAUCUAUCUUCCAAGAUUCUCCUGAAUUGUACAGUCUCCCCUUCAGUCACAUUUACCCAGCUCCUGGGCAGACUUUUUUGAUAUUUUCAAAAGCAUUUUCAACUGUGAUCCUAUCUACCUUGUCAUGCACUCACCACACUAUCAUAAAUAGCCCUGGCUGGUAGAAAACCAGGUACAUAUUCAUAAACUAUAUCCUUAAUCUCUCUUAUUCCAGCUAAUAUGAACAAUCUGUUAUAGAGCAUCUUCCCAUUCCCUUUUAUCUGUGGGUUCAGAAAUGGUGGUUGGUUCAGUUCCGUUUUUUUUUUUCAUUCGUUCAUAUUUUAUGAUAAAUCAAUAACAAUAUCAAUAUCAAUAAAGUCUACCCAGGCACUAAAUACCUCUUGAUAUAAAACUGGUAUCUUUUCCACCAUGUUUUUCUUCAUCCCCAUAAACAAACAAUUUUCCCCACAUACCUCACUUUUAUACAAAAAAUCUUUUUUUUUUAAAACUGUCUCAUUUUCCAAAAAUGUAAUGCUUGUUUUAUUUUAUUUAGAAUACCUGAUGAGGUAGCAUCUAUAGCUUCUUUAGCUUUCACUCCAAUAUGCACCCCAGAUUUUAAUGAAAUCUGUGCUGUGUCUAUGUCCUCCACACACAUCAGCUCUGUUUUUUCAAUGUUUACUUUAGCUCCAGAUGCUUUUCUAUAUAUUUCAAUGUUUCAUGAUUCUUUUGAUCCUGUCCAUGUUUCUUACUGUGAAAGUUGUGUCAUCUGCAAACUGAUGAAUCACACUAUUUACACCUUUUGAAAUUUGAAAGCUUAUUAUUUCAUAAUUGUUUUUUUACUAGUGCUGCAAGCGGCUCAACUGAUAUUGAAUAAAGUAAAGCAGACAGAGGA
This is a messenger RNA of Lates calcarifer (barramundi perch), 9858 nucleotides long. RefSeq names its product Ras association (RalGDS/AF-6) and pleckstrin homology domains 1a (gene raph1a). The record is from RefSeq and is a predicted model, not a curated record. Gene Ontology annotation, biological process: signal transduction. Gene Ontology annotation, cellular component: cytosol; plasma membrane. NCBI's taxonomy places the organism in Eukaryota, Metazoa, Chordata, Actinopteri, Centropomidae. The transcript is spliced from 21 exons. Bases 334 to 4785 code for a protein of 1483 amino acids.